AUGUCUAAGCUCUUCAUUGGAGGCCUCGCAUGGCACACCGACGACCAAGCUCUCCGUCAAAAGUUUGAGGAGUUCGGUCAAGUCGAAGAAGCCGUCGUGGUUAAGGACCGCGAUACUGGCCGCAGCCGAGGCUUUGGCUUUGUUCGCUAUGCCCAGGACACCGAGGCCGAUGCCGCUAUGCAGGCCAUGAACAACGAGGAGUACGUCUUUUCUGCCUUCACGUACCAUCCAACAGUGGACACUGCUGACUCUCCCAGAUUCGACGGACGUAGGAUUCGCGUCGACAAGGCCUCCGACCGCGCUGGCGGUGGUGCUCCUCGCGGCGGCGGCUACGGAGGCGGUGGCGGCGGAUACCGUGGAGGUUACGGCGGUGGUCAAGGAGGAGGCUACGGUGGCGGCGACCGUGGCUACGGCGGCGGCGGCCAGGGCGGCGGCUCUUGGGGACCUUCUCAAGGCGGCGGCGGCGGCGGAUACCAGUCUCGCGGCGGCUACGGUGGCGGCCAGGGCGGCGGUCAGGGCGGUUACGGUGGUGGUCAAGAGGGUGGCCAAGGUGGUGGCCAGCAAUGGUAA
Messenger RNA from Alternaria ethzedia, 570 nucleotides. RefSeq lists its product as uncharacterized. The transcript has 5 exons. The record is from RefSeq and is a predicted model, not a curated record. The coding region runs from base 1 to 570 and encodes 189 amino acids. NCBI's taxonomy places the organism in Eukaryota, Fungi, Ascomycota, Dothideomycetes, Pleosporales, Pleosporaceae. Gene Ontology annotation, molecular function: RNA binding.